AUGCCUUCAAGCGACAUACCCAAGCGCAAAGCCUCUGAUGCUACUGUUUCUCCGCCGCCCCUCAAGCGCAAACUUCAGAGCGGCACAACCAAGACCGCUGUAGCAAACUUCUUUACUCCAGCGUCGCAGAAACCCAAGGAUCCUACUGUCUGGUCUGAGCGAAGCCCCAAUGACGAUACCCCUGCGACUCUCCUGGUCGGCCGAUUCGAUGGAAUCAAGGAAGAUAGAACAAUAAAGAGGAGGAAGAUAGCGGCUUUUGAUCUGGACUCGACACUCAUCUCCACAGCCUCAGGCAAGAAGCAUGCAAGCAGCGGGACAGACUGGAAAUGGUGGGACAAUUCGGUCCCCGCCAAACUUCGAGAGCUGUAUCAAGACGGAUAUCGAGUCGUCAUCUUGUCGAACCAGGCAGGGUUAACACUACACUUCGAUCCCAAGUCCAAAGCACCCAAAGCCACUGCGCAGAAACGAGUUUCCGAAUUUAAACAGAAAUGCAGCGCCGUGCUCAAUAGUUUGAACCUCCCGACAUGCGUCUACGCGGCGACCGAGCAUGAUAUAUAUCGAAAACCGAGAACAGGCAUGUGGAAGGAGCUCUGCGACGACUACGACAUCUCGGAAUCCGAGAUAGAUCUGGGGAAUAGUGUAUUUGUCGGGGAUGCAGGGGGCCGCACCGCAAUGUUGGGGAAAGGCCCAGACGGCGUUGCGGCCGCAGCUAAAGACUUUAGCUGUUCGGACAGAAACUUUGCGCACAACGUCGGAAUACGAUACCAGACGCCGGAGGAGUUCUUUCUCGGCCAGAAGCCUCGGAGUUUCGCUCGUGAAUUCGACUUGUCCGAGCAUCCCUUUGUCGACGAUGCUGAAUCGGGGAACUCCGUGGUGACCUUUGACAGGACCAACGACAAGGACAUCAUCUUAUUCUGUGGGCCACCCGGGGCUGGCAAAUCCACGUUUUACUGGAAAUCCCUCAAGCCUCUGGGGUACGAGCGCAUCAACCAGGACCAGCUCAAGACACGCGACAAGUGCGUGCAGGCGGCGAGGGAGCAUCUCCAAGCGGGUAAAUCCAUUGCCAUAGAUAAUACCAAUGCCGAUCCAGAGACCAGGACUAUUUGGGUAGAGCUUGCCAAGAAAUUCGGCAUCUCUAUCCGUUGUGUGUGGUUCAAAACUCCUCUCCAAGUCUGCGAACAUAACAAUGCUGUGCGGGCGCUAAACACGACAUUGAAUCCCGAGUCAAGACAGAUCUUACCCAAGAUGGCGUUUACAGGUUUCGCGAGCAGGUUCAAACCGCCACAGAUGAAGGAGGGUUUCCAGGACAUCACGGAGGUGCAGUUCCAGUUCCGUGGUUCUCAGGACGAGUACAAGAUUUGGGGUCGAUACUGGACGUGA
Messenger RNA from Fusarium proliferatum ET1, 1380 nucleotides. RefSeq lists its product as uncharacterized. Gene Ontology annotation, biological process: DNA repair. The transcript is spliced from 3 exons. The record is from RefSeq and is a predicted model, not a curated record. Lineage: Eukaryota; Fungi; Ascomycota; Sordariomycetes; Hypocreales; Nectriaceae. Bases 1 to 1380 code for a protein of 459 amino acids. Gene Ontology annotation, molecular function: double-stranded DNA binding; ATP-dependent polydeoxyribonucleotide 5'-hydroxyl-kinase activity; polynucleotide 3'-phosphatase activity.